AUGUGUGUGUCUGAUGUAUAUAUAUGGCUGGUUGUUGGUUAUAGUUAUGGGUUAAAUGCGUGUGUAAUUACCUACGCGAACAGGUUUGAGGAGGUGGCCAAGCUUCUUGAUGUUUGUUGGCUUGAAGUCCGUGGCCAAAUCGACACGCGCUUGCUGUCUCCAUCGACUCGAGAAGAGGAGCAGUUGGAAAUGACUCUUUUGGAGACUAUUCGUGGCAAUUGGAAGCGUGGUCUUAUUGUUCAAGGCAUUGAGGUCAGGCCCUAG
Molecule: messenger RNA, 264 nt
Organism: Rosa rugosa (rugosa rose)
Lineage: Eukaryota; Viridiplantae; Streptophyta; Magnoliopsida; Rosales; Rosaceae
Product: F-box protein At2g02240-like
Exons: 2
Coding region: 1-264 (87 amino acids)
Source: RefSeq, a predicted model, not a curated record